This is a messenger RNA of Coprinopsis cinerea okayama7#130, 3663 nucleotides long. RefSeq lists its product as hypothetical. The record is from RefSeq and is a predicted model, not a curated record. NCBI's taxonomy places the organism in Eukaryota, Fungi, Basidiomycota, Agaricomycetes, Agaricales, Psathyrellaceae. The coding region runs from base 1 to 3663 and encodes 1220 amino acids. The transcript has 5 exons.
AUGGCCGAAUCGUCGAGCUUCAUGCAGCGAUUUGUGCAGCGCACUUUCUUCCCGUUUGGAGGGUCUGGUUCUGCACCUCCUGCCAACGAUGCGGCCUCGAAAACGGGUUCUGAGCAGACUUCGACGUCGUCUGUGAAGGGUUCUGCGAGCUCGACGAGCAGCGGAGCGUCGAUCAAGGCCCAUGGACGUCGACAUUCUAUGGAUCCCAAGCCUGUUUCUCGAGAACCACUAGCCUCUGCAGGAGCAACACAGCUACGUCGAGUCUCCAGCGUUUCUUCGCUCCGUUCGGCCGCCUCCUCGUCGAAACGCAAGGUCAAGAAUUCAGUUCAAAGCGUCGGUGGAUUUUGGAAGAAAGUGACGGCUGUUACCACCUCCAGCAUCUCUUUCCUCGGUGGAAGCACUGUACCAACAGAACCAGAAGCUUCGAAGCCCACGCAGGAUGGAAACAACGCAGAACCAGCCAAACCCCAGCCACAACUGCUCUAUUACAUGGGCUCUCGCUCGACCUCUUCGUUGGCAUCCGAACUUAGCUCAUCAGCUUCAGCCGUCUUGUCGAAACCUCCUCAAGCCCAGGGACAGAAAGGUGGAGGGCACGCCAAGUUGCUCAGUAUGGUUGCAGAGGGCGACGAGGACGAUACCCCUGUCGGUUCUUCGUCCUAUAGCACAAACUAUACUGGAUCCUCCUCCGUUUCAGGCGAUGCCACAGAUACCUCCAUCACCACUCCAACAUCAGCUACUACUCCAGCCACGCCCAACGCUCCUCUGCCUAAACCCAUGACCGCUGCGGAUCUGGGAUUCACCUCGCCUCCAGGCAGGACCAUCCCACUCGCUUCUCGAUAUACGAAUCCCUUCGCUCACAACUCGACGCCUUCGGGCGCACCACCGCCUACACCCGUCGUGCACACCAUUGCACCACCCAACUCCCCCGAACUCAACACCGUCCCUCUGCCCAGCAUCCACGUCGUCGCAGCCUCGUCUGACGGUCAGCCCUCCGUACCUCCAACCAACCACAAUCAAGAACCAGCGGAGAAGGAGGAAGAAGAGGAGGACCUCUCCGACCCCACCGUCCUCGCACGCAAGAUCCAAGAACUAAUCGACAGCCUUCCCCCGCCACCAGUCUGGGAGCACCCCAUCGACCCAGAUCCCAACAUCGACGUUGGCCCACCCACACCUGCGCCUGGUACACCACGCCGACGCUUCCCCGGCUCCCCACGCGCAGGGUACCCGUACCCAGGUUCCCCCCAUCGUCGUUUCCCCGGUUCGCCAAGGUCGCGGUACCCGGGGAGUCCUCGAGGGGGAGGAGGAAGUUGGUACCCCGGCUCGCCGCGUCCGAAUCCUAUUACGCGUAUGCCGGCGCCGCCGCCCCCGCGCACGCCCAAGAGGGAUAAGCAGACAGGCAAACCGCUCCCCCCGCCUGACGCCGUACCUGAGGCGAUCAAGCAUGCGAAGGGGGUGGAUAAAGUCCUUGAAUGGUUGUGGCGGGCGCCUGCUAUGAACGGCGGGAGUGAAAGUGGGAGGGGGAAGGGGGUUGGUGGCAAGCCUGGAGGUGGUGGGAGGGAGAGGAAGAAGAGGAGCGUAUGGAAUAUUUUAGAGUCGUAUGAUACGACUGGGCAUAUUCCUCCUACACCGUACACUCCUGGACGGACGAUCCCGCUUCCGCCUGAGGACGAAGGAUCAGGCGCACCGGGUGGGACUAUACCUCUUCCUCCAGUGGAAGACGAGGGGGAGGGAGAGGGCGAGGUGGAGGACGAAGAUCACGAACACGAGCACGAAGAGUGGUACGAAGACCCGAACGACAAGGAGGGUAUCUUCACGGAUGGAAGCAGUAUCAUGCUGUACUCUCCCAUUCUCCCUGGACAGCGCGACCUAGUGGAGAUGGGAGACCUCGUUAGCGUUUGGGUGGAGGAGGAUCUGGAUGGUGACGUGGAGGAACCAGCUCAGCAGCAGCACCAACAGCAACUUCAACCACAGCAGCAGCCUGAGGUGAAAGCUUGGAGCUGGAUGCCGCGUCCAGCUGCUGGGAUGUGGCAAUGGUUCGGCGCGUCCUCUAGCGCGACCACGUCGACAGCAGCCUCUACCACCUCCCUCCAAGUCCCCACCUCCCCCCUCCCCACCCACAACAACGCCUACAACUACGCCUACGCCGCCAAAGCCACGUAUCGGACGUACACUUCACCGGAUGGACGGACGCGCCAUGUGAGGAUUUUGGAACAGAAAGCGUGGGCGCCGAGUAAUGAGAAGAUGAGCGUGCAGGUGUUUUGGUGGGGGUAUCGAUUGUAUCUCCCACCCCCCGUCCUCCUCAUCCUCUCCGACAAGACGGUCGAAGCGACGAAACGAGCGGCGAUGAUUACGACUGCUCUGACGUGGUUCUUCAACAAUAUCCCCGUUGCUAGUUUGCCGAUUGCUGUUCAGCCUACUGUUUUGUUGUUGCAGCGGUUGGCCCCGUAUUUGGGAUACAUUGGGACGUUUAUUAGCUGGAGCUGGCAGCAGAUUAAGAGUUAUGAUGUUGGCAACGGCGUGAUCAUGACUGCAACUUGGCUCCUCCCCAUCGCCCUCAUCCCGGGAACGUGGUGGGACCAUUCAUUCCCCAAGAGUCCGGCGGCGCAGGCUCCUAUACCACUUCCACCGACGGACGAGACGCCUUCCCAACCUCAGCCAAACCAGCCUAGGAGGGAGGUGCCAGCGCCUGGAACUGGAGACGACGAUAGCGAUGGAGAGACUGAAGCACCGACGGAGAGUACGCCUUCGUCUCCUGGUGGUGGGCCGAUAGGGCAGCCUACCGUACCCUCUGCACCGAGCACAGGGCCAUCUCCACCUAGUAUAGUCCCCGAAUCCUCUACGCCUUCGGAAGCGGGGGAGUCGGUGUCUGUGCAUAGCGCUUCGUCCGGCGCAGCUAAACCCGCGCCGAGGACGAGGAAGACCUCCCUCUCUGCGACGUUUGCUGCGUUUAUUGGGAGGAAGGGGUUGGUUAAGAGUAAUUCGACCUCUAGUACGACUACGUCGGCGUCUUCGAGCGGUGGGGGUGGUGGCACGACGCCUACUUCCACGACGUCGACUGCGCCGACGAGUGCGGUGCCUUCGCCUACUGCGCCUAUGAGUCCUGCUCAAGUUCGAGCGGCGGCAGCUGGUGCUUCUCCGGCUCAUGUUCCCCAAUAUCCUACCCCGCCUGCGUCGACGGGAACCCCGGCCUCACCGACAAUUACCUCCUCAACGAUUACCUCACCAACGAUGUCGAUGUACGCCACGCCUAUGAGCUCUCCCGUUCCUACACCUCACGCACCCUUGCAGUCCUUCCCCGUCGCUCUGACUGGGGGAACCCCCAACUCAAUUGUUGCGGACUCGAAGGUCACAUCGUCUUCAUACUCUGUUUCCUCGCCGCAACUGAAAUCGAAUCAUCGCCACAGUCACAGCUAUAGUCAUCGUAGUGCGGCUUCUGGGGGAGGUGAUGGUUUGGGUCAGCAUAGCAGUAGAAGCGGAUCGAGGAGUGGUUCAGGGCAUCAUCAUAGCAGGAGCGGUUCAGCCUCGGCUCUUCAGGUUCCUGCGCCAGUUCCUCCCCCUCAGCCUGGCGUUUGUCCGGAUAGUACCUUGGGCCAGGAGUUGGUGAGGAGUUGGAGGGUGGGGACUGUGCCGUUGCCUGAGGGUGGGGAUACGGUUAGAACUUGA